AAGAGGAGACGAACUACAUGUCUAAAGGAGGCAAGAUCCCCAUCAAGUGGACUGCUCCUGAGGUAACGAUCAAUAAUCUAAUCCAAACCUCAAAGCACAGUCGUUUCUCCCUGCAGGCAAUCCACUACAAGAAGUACUCGACAGCCAGUGACGUGUGGAGCUAUGGAAUGGUCAUGUAUGAGAUAUGGAGCCUUGGACAGAAACCCUUCUCUGACUUCACUAAUGCUCAGGUAUUACUAGACGGUGAGUCUACUGGAGAGGUCAUUCUGUCUCCCUCCUCCUCCCGGUACACCUCAUGAGAUCUACUCUCUCAUGGUCCAGUGCUGGCACCCCGACAAGUCAUGUCGUCCAUCGUUCCCGUCUCUCUCCCGCCACCUCGGUCUCCCUGUCUCCCAACUACUCCACUGGAGUACAGAGGAGGUCACUGGGGUGGGGCCUCAGGGCUAUAAUGCUAGGGGCUCCCCUCAAGACUGGCCACAAGCUUCACAUGACUCUGCAGAACACUUACCGCACACAGCCAUAGUCAGACUCUAUAUUAUUUCAUAGUUGAACAUGGUGUCUGUGUGGCUUUUCCAUAACAAGUGAGACCGAAUA
Messenger RNA from Geodia barretti, 594 nucleotides. The record is from the annotation of a GenBank genome assembly. Lineage: Eukaryota; Metazoa; Porifera; Demospongiae; Tetractinellida; Geodiidae.